This is a messenger RNA of Patiria miniata (bat star), 2057 nucleotides long. RefSeq names its product telomerase Cajal body protein 1-like (gene wrap53). Bases 246 to 1880 code for a protein of 544 amino acids. The transcript has 11 exons. NCBI's taxonomy places the organism in Eukaryota, Metazoa, Echinodermata, Asteroidea, Valvatida, Asterinidae. Gene Ontology annotation, biological process: Cajal body organization. Gene Ontology annotation, cellular component: Cajal body. Gene Ontology annotation, molecular function: protein binding; RNA binding. The record is from RefSeq and is a predicted model, not a curated record.
AAAAAUAACUAGACAGUCGUGUUUGCGGCAAAACAACCAGCGAAGUUGAAAAGUAAAAAAUAUCUUUCUUUUAAAGUUUCGUUCUUUUUUCACUGCCGCAUUUGUCGUAUUUGAAGAAGGAAGGCUUUUAUUAGGCUACAAAAAGUACAGGUAACGUUACAAUACCAGUAGGCUACAGUAGCCUAGAGACAACUACGGAUCAUUUUCAUGAGGGAUGAUCAUCUUUGAAGCAUCAAGAAGUAACCAUGGCAACCACUGAUGCGAGUGGAGCCAGAAAUGAAUCAGGUGUCAAGAUGAUGACUGUGGAUGAAACAAGCGAAACUCCCAGCAUUCUUGGCACAACAACUCACUUGGAAGAAAUCCAUGAUUCCUCUAUCGAAGCCUGUGACACAUCCGAGCAGAUUAACGUGGAGACAGUUGCCAAGGAUGUACCAGAGGUCAAAGGUCACAGAGACGAUGAAAGUAACGUAGAACAAGAGGAGACAGUCGGCUGCAUUAAGGAGCAGAUUUCUCCCGCACAAAAUCAAGGAGUCGUCGAGAUACCAGACCAUAAGAAUGGAUCAGAUGAUCACGCAGACCCGAGUCAGACUUUGGAGAUGGAGAGUGAAUGCGUUGCCAUGGAAACAAGGUUAGAGGAUGAUGAGAUGAAGCAGAAUGAGAACGAAACGGGGAAAACAACAACCGAUGAAUUUCCUGAACAGACAGUUGCUACUGAUGAAGCAUAUUCCUCCUACAGUCCCGAUUAUCGGCAAGUCCCAUAUCAACUCACAGGAGCGUGGCAGGAUUUUCAACACACUCCAGAAAACUUCCUGAAAGGCUGCAAAUGGUCUCCAGAUGGAUUGUGUGUGUUGACCAACAGCGACGACAGUCGGCUGCGUCUCUUUAAUCUCCCUCAAGAAGUGUACUCCUCCCACUGGCAAGAUGAACCAAUCCCGGAGAUGACAUCCGUGCUGAAUAUUCAUGAGGGUGAACUCAUCUAUGAUUAUGCAUGGUUUCCUCCAAUGAGGUCUGACCAACCAGAGACAUGCUGUUUUGCAAGUACCUGUCGAGAUCAUCCAAUCCAUUUAUGGGACGCGUUCACCGGUGAGCUCCGCUGCACAUUCAAGCCUCACAACCACCUGGACGAGCUGGCCACAGCGCACUCCUUGGCUUUCUCGGCCGAUGGUAGCAAACUUUACUGCGGCUUCAAUAAAAUGAUCCGAGUGUUUGACACGGAGAGACCAGGGAAUACAUGCCAAGACCGACCAACAAAAGAUAAAAAAUCUGGUCAAUCAGGGAUAAUCUCCUGUUUCGCGGUUAAUUCCGAAGGACUCUAUGCUGCUGGAUCGUACUCCAAAUCAAUUGGUCUAUACACAGAGCCCAGUGGAUCCAUGGUAUGCAUGGUGCAGGGCCAGGUGGGAGGAGUUACACAUCUUAUGUUCUCCCCUGAUGGUAACAGGUUGUACAGCGGAGGCAGAAAGGACCCUGAGAUCGUUUGCUGGGAUAUGCGGAAUCCAGGCAGGGUUCUCUUCAGCUUAAUCCGAGACGUUUCCACUAACCAGAGGAUGUACUUUGACUUGGAUAGCACUGGUCAGUACCUUGUGUCCGGCAAUCAGGAUGGAACGGUCAGUGUAUGGGACACGACACAACCACCGGUGAUCCAGGGGUCAAAUGGUGAGAGUAUUAUUGACCCCAUACUACGCUUCAAAGCACAUAGUGACGCGGUCAAUGGAGUCAGCUUGAAUCCAACUAUGCCUAUCAUGGCGACAGCGUCUGGUCAACGCAAGUUUCCUGUUCCCAUGGCAACAGGGGACAGCGAUGAGGAGGAGGAGGCAGCCAUGGUGGAGGAACUGGGGGAGGAAAACUCGUUAAGACUUUGGUAUCUGAUGCCAGCGAGUUGACGCUACUUCAGAAAUGCAUCGACAAAUCAAGACUCAAGACUUUUCUUUCUUGGACUUUUCUUUAUAUUUAUCCUCAAAAUUCAGCGAAUGGAAAUCAUGCUACCUUUACUAAGGUAGCAAACGAAAACAAAUCACAUAGGGAUGUGUGUAAUUUUUUUUUUCUGUUUGCCGAAAGAA